AUGGAGCCGGAUAUCAGCCAAUCUGCCACGGCCGCAGAUACAGCAAACACAGCCAGAGUCCCGAAAAAGAGAUUCGUGGGACGGAAGACUGCAGAGGCACAGGCAAGGAAAAGAGCGGAAGAGAAUGGAGCUGUCGAGGACACGAAUGUCGCAGUGCAGAAGGCGCCUGCAAGAAGACUACCCAGACUCCUGAACCAGGUUCCGCCAGACAUCCUCGAGGAUCCUGCUAUCAACGAGGCUGUUGAUCUCCUCCCGUCAAACUACUCGUUCGAAAUCCCUAAAACAAUCCAUCGAAUCCGCUCUUCGAAUGCUAAACGCGUCGCCCUCCAAUUCCCCGAAGGUCUCCUUCUCUUCGCCACCACCAUCUCCGACAUCCUCACCCAGUUCUGUCCGGGAUGCGAGACCCUCAUCAUGGGCGACGUCACCUACGGCGCCUGCUGUAUCGACGACUACACCGCCCGCGCUCUCGGCUGUGACCUGCUAGUCCACUACGCGCACUCGUGCUUGAUCCCCGUCUCCACGACCAAGAUCGCCACCCUUUACAUCUUCGUCGACAUCUCAAUCGACACCUCCCACCUCCUCGCAACCCUGACCCGCAACUUCCCUUCCGGCAAGACCAUAGCCAUGGUCGGGACCAUCCAAUUCAACGCGACCCUGCACAACAUGCGCCAGCCUCUCGAACAAGCCGGCUUCAGCAUCCUCAUCCCGCAAAUCACGCCGCUAAGCAAAGGCGAGAUCCUCGGCUGCACCGCCCCCACCAUCGCCCCGGACGCCCAGGUCGACCUGAUCUUAUACUUAGGCGACGGCCGCUUCCAUCUCGAGUCCGCCAUGAUAGCCAACCCCACCAUGCCCGCCUACCGCUACGAUCCCUACUCCCGCAAACUGACACAAGAGACCUAUUCUCACGAUGAGAUGCUCUCCCUCCGCUCCACCGCCAUCGCCACCGCGCGGAACGCAAAGAAGUGGGGUCUGAUCCUCGGCGCGCUGGGCCGCCAGGGGAACCCGCACACCCUCACGAUGAUCGAGAAUCACCUGGACGCCAGGGGCAUCCCAUUCAUCAACCUGCUCCUGAGCGAGAUCUUCCCCGGGAAGCUAGCACUAUUCGAAGACGUGGAUUGCUGGGUACAGAUCGCAUGCCCGAGAUUGAGCAUUGAUUGGGGGUAUGCGUUUCCAAGGCCGUUGCUGACGCCGUAUGAAGCGUUGGUCGUGCUGGGUGGGCGGUCCGGCUGGGAGGAAAAGGGCGUCUACCCAAUGGACUUCUACGGGAAGGAUGGACUGGGCAGGACGACGGAGAAAGACGUCAAUCCUGGUGGCGUGGGUGUUGGUGUGAAGGGGUGA
This is a messenger RNA of Endocarpon pusillum Z07020, 1338 nucleotides long. Its product is annotated as Diphthamide biosynthesis protein 1. The transcript has a single exon. The record is from RefSeq and is a predicted model, not a curated record. The coding region runs from base 1 to 1338 and encodes 445 amino acids. Gene Ontology annotation, biological process: protein histidyl modification to diphthamide. Lineage: Eukaryota; Fungi; Ascomycota; Eurotiomycetes; Verrucariales; Verrucariaceae. Gene Ontology annotation, molecular function: 2-(3-amino-3-carboxypropyl)histidine synthase activity.